AUGGGUUCAGCAGUUAAAAAUGUUGACAUAUUGUCUUUUGACGGUGGUGGAAGUCGAGGUGUGAUGGAAGUGUUUAUCUUGAAUGACGUUUUGCGGUUGGCAACAAUUGUGUUGAGAAAUCCCUGGACAUUGAAUUAUCUUGUAAAGGAAAGUAAUGAUGAAAGCAAAGUAAAUUUCUUGGAAAAUCGUGCAGUUCGAAAACGUCUGAUCAAUGAUUUGAAAGCAGUCAAAGAUCCCAUUCAUCCUGCCGAUAUUUACGAUAUGAUAGUUGGUACCAGUACAGGUGGCCUUGUUGCGUUUGGUUUGAUUGGUGGAAAAAGAGUUGGAAAAGAUCACCAUGAAAGAGAACGGAUGAGUGUUGAUGAAUGCAUUCAGAUGUAUCUUACAAAAACCAAGCUCAUCUUUAAAAAGUCGUGGAUGCAAUUUUUUCUUUCUUUUUUUCCAAUAUUGUCCAGCAUUCCUUUUGAAACAUAUUCACAAGCCAACGUAAAGAAAGUUUUGACGGAUCAGUUUGGAGAUUGUAACUUGGAAGAUUUUCACAAAAUCAACGGUUCGAAAUGUGUUGCUGGUGCUGUGGCUAGAAAGCUUGGUAGCAAGCAAAAACUGGAACUAUUCGAUACAGCAAGCGAAGACUAUGAACUUUACAAAACUUACCAAGUUCUGCUCGCAACCUCAAAUGUGCCAGUUUACUUUAAUACACCUGUCCAUAUUGGCAAUGAAGAUUUUGUCGACGGAGGUGUUGGUGGAAAUUGUCCCUUGGCACAAGCGAUUCCGCGAGCAAUGAAACUAUUCGGAAAAGGUGGUGAACGCGUAAGAGUAACUUCUGCUUUGUCCAUUGCCCCUCCUUCGUAUUCCGAAUCGGAAAUUCCUGAAAGCCUUUCAAAUUGGUUGCAUUAUUUUGUAAACAAAACAAUUGAUGGCAAUGCAAUAUUCAAAAAUGUUGUUAAAAACAAUAGGAAAACUUCGUUUCAAAGGUUAUCUCCACGUGGUGAGAGCUUGAAAAAAAUUUCAACUGGAUGA
Molecule: messenger RNA, 1020 nt
Organism: Xenia sp. Carnegie-2017
Lineage: Eukaryota; Metazoa; Cnidaria; Anthozoa; Malacalcyonacea; Xeniidae
Exons: 1
Coding region: 1-1020 (339 amino acids)
Biological process (GO): arachidonate metabolic process
Cellular component (GO): membrane
Source: RefSeq, a predicted model, not a curated record